This is a messenger RNA of Saccoglossus kowalevskii, 2838 nucleotides long. RefSeq lists its product as uncharacterized. NCBI's taxonomy places the organism in Eukaryota, Metazoa, Hemichordata, Enteropneusta, Harrimaniidae. The record is from RefSeq and is a predicted model, not a curated record.
AUGGUACGAAAAUUACCACGUGACAUUAUUCAGGCGUAUGAUAAGGUGAUUACCGAUCAGCUGAAUAAAGGUUACAUAGAGAAAGUUGUACCGGACAAUAACAAUACAGGUCACUAUCUACCGCAAAGGGAAAUAAAACGAGAAAGUUCUGCCUCCACCCCAAUUCGUGUCGUCUAUGAUUGCAGUGCUAAAUCUGGUCCAAGCCCGUUCAUAUUAAACGCGGCCAUCAAAACACUCAUCGACAAUAACACUGACGUACCAGCCGCGAAUGAUCUUCAACAGAACAUUUACGUAGACGAUGUCGUAACCGGGAGCACAAACACGAGUGAAGCCAUCCAAUACUAUCACGAUGCGACACUGUUAUUGGCUACACGCGGGUUCAACUUAAGAAGUUGGAGUUCUGAUGACGCUGCUAUACGCGAACUCGCCGCCCAUCAUGGACGGGGAAAAUCUGAUAACCCCGUGACAGUUCUCGGUAUGAAAUGGGACACAAAUCGCGACAUACUACAAUGUAAGCAAAUCGAGUUGCCUAGUAACGACCCACUGAUUACCAAACGUGACAUUGUUAGUUACACCGCUAAUUUGUAUGACCCAUUGGGUUUGUUGACGCCCGCGCAUAUCGCCGCUAAACGAUUAAUACAAACGUUAUGGAAACAGAAUCAACACUGGGACACUCCUAUCUCUGAUAAGUUACGCAACGAUUGGGAAGUAAUCGCCGAAAACCUCCACUCCGCCUCCAAGAUAAACGUGAGAAGACGCUAUUUCAAUGAAACGGACAAUACUGUCAACAACGAAGUUGAAAUACAUGCGUUCGCGGAUGCGUCUGACAAAGCAUACGGUGGAGUUGUAUACGUAAAAUCAGGAAAUGAAACUUCGCUCGCCAUGUCUAAGACACGCGUAACUCCAGUAAAUAACCAGACAUUGACCUUACCAAGGUUAGAAUUGAUGGGAGCCGUAAUUGCUACGCGGUUGAGCAAAUUUGUAUCUACAGCACUGUCUACAAAAUAUAAUGUUGCAAAACAGUUUCUCUGGUCGGACUCACAGAUCGUUUUGCACUGGUUAAAUGCACGCGGAAAACAGGACACUUUCAAUGCAAAUCGCGUAAGUGAAAUCGUCAGUUUACCACAAGAGUUUAAGUACGUGCCGACCAAAUGCAAUCCAGCACACCUGCUUACUCGCGGUAUCACCUCCAAGGAAUUACGCGAUUCUGAAUUGUGGUGGAAAGGUCCUCCGUGGCUGGGAAAUCGUGAUUCUUGGCCAACAUGCGAGUUGUUUGACAAGCCAAACAUAUCUGUCAAUCACGUAGCAUUGACGCCAACUGGGGACAUCGAUUUCGCGCCGCUAGUUCAUCAGGAUAUCCCCGCUACCUAUGUCAACAAAGAAUCAAUGACGUCAUCAUUAGAUAGAAGCCCCGCAGUGACGUCACAGACCCGGGAAAGCCUUACCCGUGAGAAUACUCCAUCGGUACCAGUCGGCAGUCACAAUGCAUCGCGCACCGUAAACACUAAGGAAGUACCUGUUGGAUUACAAUAUGUGAUCAAUCUGGAUGAUUACAAUAACAAUUACAACAAACUUUUGCAAAUUACUGCUUAUGUGUGGAGAUUCGUACAACUACUGAAAUCGAAAGAGAAGUGCACCCAAGAUAAACCCAGUGCCACGGAAUUAAAUAAUGCAGAAAUACACUGGAUUACUGACAUUCAACAUGAACACUUUGCUGAUAUAUUCGCGUCUACCAACAAUGACAAUAAGAAAUACGGUCAUCUUAGUAGCCAACUGAAGCUAUUUAUCGCCGAGGAUAAAUUACUACGCCUAGGCGGUCGUCUUCAAUACGCAGAUCUACCUUAUAAUACGAAACACCCGAUAUUGUUACCACGUGAUCAUCAGUUAACCCGACUUAUCGUACGAGCUACACAUGAUCGUAUCAUGCACCGCGGACCCCAGUCUACGGUUAACGCCUUGCGAGAUCGCUAUUGGAUAAAUUCUAUACGCCGCGUUGUGAAUCACGUGCUCCACAAGUGUGUGGUCUGCCGGGAAGUCAGUGGACCAGCUUACGCAAAACCGAUAUCUAUUCCGCUCCCAGAAUGUCGGGUAACCGCGACACCUCCAUUUCGAAUCAGCGGUAUUGAUUAUACUGGCGCCUUAUACGUGAGAAGCGCACCCAACAAAACAGUAACUAAAGCGUAUGCUUGUCUGUUUACUUGCGCGACUACAAGGGCAGUUCACCUUGAACUCGUACCGGACAUGUCUACCCGAUCUUUCUUACUAGCCUUUCGCCGAUUCGCUGCCCGCCGCUCAACUCCAUCAAUGUUAAUAUCGGACAAUGCUACUACAUUUAUUUCCGCAGCUCACGAACUGAGACGACUAAUGAACGACCCCGAAGUUCAAGCAUUGUUAGCGCAUCACCGUACAACGUGGAAGUUUAUCCCGAAACGCGCGCCAUGGGUAGGCGGCUUCUACGAGCGUAUGAUUGGAAUAACCAAAUCAACUUUAAAGAAAGUACUGGGAAAAGCAUGCGUGACGUUUGACGAACUGCAAACUAUAUUAACAGAGGUAGAAUCUGUCAUAAAUGACCGCCCGUUGACGCACAUCGCUAGCCACGCAGACGACUUGGUACCACUUACCCCAUCUCACCUUAUGAUCGGGAGAAAUGUAUACAGUCUACCGUAUGACGCGUCAAACCACCUGAGUGAUCCUAUCUCUCUAACUCAUCAUAAUGUAAAUCUUCGCUUUGAACAUUUGGCAAAACUACAACGCCAAUUUGGGAAAAGGUGGUCAGCCGAGUAUCUCACCGCGCUCCGAGAAGCGCCACACUCUCACCGCCGGAGGUGUGAAAAAUAA